This is a messenger RNA of Haliotis rufescens (red abalone), 1330 nucleotides long. RefSeq names its product translation initiation factor eIF-2B subunit beta-like. Gene Ontology annotation, cellular component: eukaryotic translation initiation factor 2B complex. The record is from RefSeq and is a predicted model, not a curated record. Bases 77 to 1141 code for a protein of 354 amino acids. Gene Ontology annotation, biological process: translational initiation. Lineage: Eukaryota; Metazoa; Mollusca; Gastropoda; Lepetellida; Haliotidae. Gene Ontology annotation, molecular function: guanyl-nucleotide exchange factor activity; translation initiation factor activity. The transcript is spliced from 13 exons.
UUGGUUAUCUUCAUAUCAAGGGGAAUAACCGCAAUCAUAUCCGGUGAAAAGAAAAUUCAGAAACCAUAAUUUCGUCAUGCCAAGUGGAGAAAUGGAGAAAAAAGAAGAUCUAAACGAACGCAUAGAAACGUUCAUUAAUGAGACGAAACAAGGGAUGACACAAGGUUCCUAUGAUGUUGCAUGUAAAACCGUCAAUUUGCUUAUGCGGAUCAUCUCAUUGACAAAAUGGUCCAAUGCAAAAGAAUUAAUGGAGGUAAUCCGAGGAGAAGGAAAGCGUUUGAUGUCAGCAGAGGCGACAGAAACAGUUAUUGGUAACAUGGUGCGAAGAAUACUCAAAAUUAUUCGCGAGGAGUAUGCAAGGACAGCCCAAGGUCGGUCAGAAGAAGGGGACCCACAGGAAUCCCUUCAUAAACUGCUGUUAGCUGAGGGACAAAUUGAUGACUACAGUGUAUAUAUUCCAACAUUAAAAGCCUCGAUUAUUGAAGCUAUUGGAGAACUCCGAUCAGAACUGGAAACAAGUGCUGACAACAUCGCCACACAAGCUCUUGAACACAUUCACUCUAAUGAGGUUAUUAUGACAGCUGGAAAGUCAAAAACUGUCGAAGCUUUCUUAAAGGAUGCAGCACGGAAGAGGAAGUUCCAGGUGAUUGUCGUUGAGUGUGCACCUUUCUACCAUGGCCAACAGCUUGCUGUAACACUAGCUAAGUCGGGUAUCGAGACGACGGUCAUCACAGACUCCGCAGUGUUUGCCAUCAUGUCGAGGGUCAACAAGGUCAUCAUCGGCACCCACACUGUCAUGGCCAAUGGAGGGUUAAAAGCCAUUAAUGGGAGUCAUGCAAUUGCCCUAGCUGCCAAGCAUUACUCUGUUCCUCUGAUUGUGUGUGCAGCCAUGUUCAAACUCUCUCCGCAGUAUCUCUGCUCAUAUGACCAGGAUGCCUUCAACAAGUUUGUGAGUCCUCACAGUGUUAUGAAGUUCUCAGAGGGAGAGAUCCUUGCAAAAGUCCAUGUACAGAACCCAGUGUUCGACUACGUCCCACCAGAACUUGUCACUCUGUUUAUCUCAAAUAUAGGAGGAAAUGCACCAUCUUAUGUCUACAGAUUAUUAAGCGAACUUUAUCAUCCAGAUGACCAUGAACUUUGACCUUUGACCAGUAUCAGUAUGACCUCGUGGGAUCUGUACAGCUUAUUGUGAGAGCAGGAAGUAGAGGAACGCUGUCAGGUCGUGCAGAAGCAGGAAACAGUGCUGUAAUAAUUUGACUUUUGCACAUCUACAUGUUUGAAGCUGGCAUGAAGGAAGGGUUUAUCUUAGGAUUAAAAUGUGUUUUGUAAA